AUGCUUCGCUUUCAGUUCUUUUUGUUCCUUCUUCUACCCUGGAUGGCUUCGGCUGGUCCGAUAUUUCGCUGGCAGUCCCGGUCAUUGAAGGCACCUAGGCCGACUUUUUCCCCCCUGUUGCCUAAUAUUGAACGGCGUGAACCUGGCGGGAUCACCGAAAUCACGCCUAUGGCGGGACCUACCCAGAUGCAGUUUACGUACGAGGAUCCAAUUGUAUCUAACCCUCUUCUAUACCGUGCUGCCAACCACUAA
Penicillium digitatum Pd1 is the source of this 252-nucleotide messenger RNA. The record is from RefSeq and is a predicted model, not a curated record. Lineage: Eukaryota; Fungi; Ascomycota; Eurotiomycetes; Eurotiales; Aspergillaceae.